This is a messenger RNA of Amyelois transitella, 569 nucleotides long. It is a transcript of the gene CPR128, whose product is annotated as cuticle protein 19-like. The transcript has 4 exons. The record is from RefSeq and is a predicted model, not a curated record. Bases 1 to 414 code for a protein of 137 amino acids. NCBI's taxonomy places the organism in Eukaryota, Metazoa, Arthropoda, Insecta, Lepidoptera, Pyralidae. Gene Ontology annotation, cellular component: extracellular matrix.
AUGGCCCUUAAGAUUGUGUUACUGGCAUUGACGCUAGUUGCGUGCACGCACGCUCGUUUCUUCACAUUUCUCCGACCAGUCAAAAGCGUCGACUCCCACGCCGCUGCUACAGUACCCGCCCAACCCAGACUUGGCUACGAUCACCAUCACAUUACCGAAGAUGAACAUGUCGACUAUUAUGCGUAUCCUAAAUACGUGUUCAAGUACGGCGUGAACGACUUCCACACCGGUGACAUCAAGACACACCACGAGUCCCGGGAUGGGGAUGUCGUUAAAGGUCAGUACACGGUGGUGGAACCUGACGGCUCAAUCAGGACCGUGGACUACACUGCUGACAAACACAACGGUUUCAAUGCUGUCGUUCACAAGACUGCGCCAAUUUCACAGCACGAAGCCGCUCAUCUUAGCCAUUAGUAGAAUAAAACCAUAGCAAAAGUAACAUGUAUUAUCCUUAAGACUCCAACAGUAAUACAAUUUGAUUCAUAAUUAGAAGAGUUAACUGUGUAUUUACAUAAAAUCAACCAAUAAGAUUCCGAUCACUUGGAAAGAAGCAUUGUGAUUGGUGGAUU